UUACAUUUAAUGAGGAUUUUGCGAAACAGGUACAUAGGAGUUGCAUUAUUAAACGAUUUUUGGAAAACUAACUAUGGAUAGUGUUGGAAAUCAAACCAAGGCGAAGGAAUCUUCAUACAGAAAAGAUGUUUCCGACCCAAACAGCGAAACUUCCCUCAUUUUUUCAGUUAAAGAGGAAGUUGGAUCUCUUGCAGAUGCGUUAAAAAUAUUCAAAAAACAUGGCAUAAACUUGACAUUUAUUGAGUCAAGAGUAUCUCAAGGAAAAGAUGAUGGGUAUGAGUUUGUAAUCACCUGCCAAAAUACAAACGAACAAGUGUCUGAUGUCGUAAACGACCUAAAAACUGAACUUGGUUCAGCUGUUCUUAUUCUAAGCAGGGAUAAAGAAAAGAAGGACGCAAUCGCAUCGUGUGGUUCUCCUUCAGCACCUUGGUUUCCACGUCAUAUUGAAGAUUUGGAUCAAUUUGCAAACCAGAGGGUUUAAGGAUCAAGUAUACAGAGCAAGAAGAAAGGAAUUCGCAGACAUUGCAUUUAACUACAGACAUGGCCAGCCAAUACCUCGAGUUACCUACACUGAAGAAGAAAGAAAAACUUGGGGGACAAUUUUCAACAAGCUGACAAACUUAUUUCCAACUCAUGCGUGUCGUGAGUUCAAUCGCGUGUUCCCCCUGCUACAGGAAAACUGUGGCUACACCGCUGAUAGCAUUCCACAACUUGAAGAUAUUUCACAAUUUCUGCAAAAAACCACCGGUUUUCGGCUCCGACCUGUGGCUGGCCUUCUAUCAUCUCGUGAUUUCCUGGCUGGACUGGCUUUCCGUGUCUUUCAUUCGACACAGUACAUACGACAUCCUUCCAUGCCUUUAUAUACCCCGGAACCAGAUGUUUGCCACGAGUUAAUAGGUCACGUGCCGCUAUUUAGUGAUCCGGCAUUUGCUCAAUUCUCACAAGAAAUAGGUCUUGCAUCACUCGGAGCUCCAGAUGAAUGGAUUGAAAAGUUGGCCACGUGUUAUUGGUUUACUGUAGAGUUUGGUCUCUGUCGACAAGAGGGGGAAUUAAAAGCGUAUGGGGCAGGUCUUCUAUCUUCAUUUGGAGAACUUCAGUAUUGCUUGAGUGAUAAACCCAAGGUUCAAGAAUUUGAUCCGAUAAAAACAGGAGAGCAGAAAUACCCAAUCACGGAAUACCAGCCAAUAUACUUCGCAACUGAGAGCUUUGAAUCUGCAAAGAGUAAAAUGCAAGCUUUGUGUGAAUUGAUCCCACGCCCUUUCUCUGUGAGGUACAACCCAUACACCUUAUCAGUUGAAGUGUUGGACACAAAGGACAAGUUACUGCAAUUUGCUCAUCAAAUGCAAGGUGAUUUUAGCAUUUUAAAAGAUGCUUUAAACAGAAUUCUGUAAAGGUAUAACAAACUGUGUGUGCAAUGUAAAAAUAUGCUUGUAGAUUUUCGCUUGUCCUAUAUCAGGAAAGUGGUGUUCGUAAAUGCUGGUUUCGUGAUUGUUUCUUUAUCCCGCAAUUGUUGUCAUUAUAAGACCUGCUGUUAAUCUGUGUUUUUAGUAGCGCUUUGUGUGUUUUACUAUGCCAAUAUAAAACGUUUGUAUUUG
This is a messenger RNA of Ciona intestinalis (vase tunicate), 1595 nucleotides long. The record is from RefSeq and is a predicted model, not a curated record. NCBI's taxonomy places the organism in Eukaryota, Metazoa, Chordata, Ascidiacea, Phlebobranchia, Cionidae.